Molecule: messenger RNA, 3276 nt
Organism: Spodoptera exigua (beet armyworm)
Lineage: Eukaryota; Metazoa; Arthropoda; Insecta; Lepidoptera; Noctuidae
Source: the annotation of a GenBank genome assembly
UUUUUUAUCUAUGGUCGGCCAUUUUGAAUUUUGAUAAUCUGAUUGACCGUCGAAACAAUCUUGAUGUUUUUCAAUAUACCUGUAAUUUUAUUACUAAAUUACCGUUUCUAUUAAACGAAUUAGUAGCGCCACAUUCGUCACCAUCAUCUCUCCGUGCGCUGCUUGUUUCUAGGGGGGUCAAAUAGUGUUCUAACGAUCAGCUGUCACGUAUUACUGACGUGUAGAACACAAACAAAUCUAAUAUUUUGGGUUUGCUAUGCUGUUUUCACGAUGAACGGUACGUUUAACGAGCAGCUCGGUGGCGUAGCCGGAUUGUUCGAUCAAUGGGGUGCUUGCGAGCAGACCGUGUUGGCCUGCACGCUAGCACGGCGAGUACCGUGGCCAGGCCUGAAGCUGGUGCAGCGGGCAGUGGAGGCGGCGCUGCGCAGCCACGUCGAGGACGAGAGGCUAGAGCGUGAUGCCAACGACGAGGUGCAUCUAGCUAAUCUUCUCACAGUCAACGGCGACGACGAUGACGGUUGUGAGCGUCUCCACCGCCUGCUUGCCUUACUGCCACUGCUAAGGAUGGACAAUGAACGUUGUAAAGACCUGUAUGUCACAGCAACACCAGCUCUGGUACAGCGUUGUAUGGAUGCUCCGCGCCGUAGCCCUGUUGUGCCUGAUCAAUGCCGACAGCUGCUGUCAUACUUACUAGUUCAUCCUGCACUUACACAUCAUGAUGAAGGAAUAUUAAAACAAUGGUUAAGAUACUUAGAAAACCACAUUGCUGGAAACAGACCAGAAUGUGUUUGGCAACAGAGAAUAGAACCCUGCCUAAUACCAGACUCUAACAUUUGGAGUACAACAAACAGUUCUUUUAGACGAACCAUUGGUAAAAAUGUGGAAUUUAGAGGCAUCAUAGGAUUAGAUGGUGCAGAACACUUUAACACAGACCUAUUGCAAGAGUCAUUCUCUAAAAACGGCCGCGAUGUAGAUAUAAGUAUAGAAGGAGAAAAAUUAAAUUUUGAUGCUACAAUAUCCCAACCAAAGUCGCAAAGAUCGAACAGCUUGACCCCUCCAUCGAGUAAUUUUACGCACAUGUCUUCUUCUGCUGAGAAUUUAAGCGACGCACCUUUUGUUCAGAAACCCAGAAGCUUUUCUCUGUCCAGUGAGCACAGUUUGAGUCAGAUAAGGCCUAUUAGUAUAAUGUAUGGGACAACAGGCAGUGAGACAAGACUGGACGACCUGAGAUCACACAAUUUCGGCGAACAUCCAGGGAUGUCUAAUGUCGCGCAGUGGCUGAAAAGCCUGCGGCUACAUAAAUAUGUGUGGUUGUUUACUAAUAUGAGUUAUGAACAGAUGAUGGCUAUGGAUGAAAAGUAUUUGGAGAAGUUAGGAGUGACGAAGGGCGCGCGGCACAAGCUGUUGCUGUCCAUCAAGAAGUUGUCUGAGCGCGGCGCGGUGCUGGCGGCCGUGGAAGCCGAGCUGCGAGGCGGAGCCCCCGCGGGGCGCGCGCUGGAGCGCCUGCGCGCCGUCCUGCUGAGCCCCAUGCCGCCCGCCUGCGACCUGCCCGCCGCCAUCGUUCGUGCGCUUCACCUAGCUUCAAAAUGUCUGAACAAGGCGACGUGUCAACCCGCCGUGCGUGUGCCGUCGCAGCUCACAUCGGAGGACGGCGACCACGAGCCCCCCGUGGACCCGAUGUCGUUACACUGUUGGCUUGUUGAGAAGGCAUUACAUCACGAAGCAUUUAGUCGGCCAGAGCUGCAGGAAGCACUGAAAGGCUUGCGGCACCGCCUGCCACCGCGUCAAUUCUUCCACCACGUGUCUGAUAUGCCUCUUAACCGAAGAUGUCCCAAGCCUAGAUGGCGCAUCGGGCCGCACACUGGUCACCCGAAGGCAGCGCGGCCGCGCGCCUGGGCUGGCGCAGGAUGCGGGGGCGCGGGCGGCGGCGGGGGCGCGGGGAGCGCGGGGCGCGGCGCGGCUGCGGCGCCUGCGGCGGCGGACCACUACUCGAGCCUGGACGCUCUGUGCCUUCAGAUGACGGAGCAGGCCAUCAACUGACGGCCCCCACCAGCCCCCGUGGGCCCCCGCCAGCCCCCGCCCGCUGCUGUCUGUGCGCGCGGUUUCUUAUGAAAUCCUUAGUUUAGCUGGACCGGGCUCGCGGUGGCCCGAGCCCGUAUGACGCAAGUAGCUAGAGAAAUUGCGGUUUUCGGUGUCGAUUCGACUGUCUCGCUCUCGACGAGGUGAUGCCGUGCCGUGGAAGUAUACAAAUUAUUGCUAGGUAGGACAGGAUUAUAGCUUUUUAUAUCAGACACCUGCAUUUGGUCAUAGUUUCACCCCCCGAAUACUUAGCUUAGUAAGUAUUCUCUAUCGAUAAUGCUAGUGUAAUCGGUUACAUCGACUCGAUUGUAUACAACUAAUGGUAUCCUAAAUUUCUCUGGUGCUAAUUUUUGCGAAGUUUUAUUUGUAGUUAGCUGUAUAGUAUGUAUAGUGCAGCGGACGAGUGUCGCCGCGGAUAGUUACGUUGUCGCGUAACGUACGUGCGUACUGGCCGCGUGUUGCUUGUAGCGCGACACGGACUUACGAGAAUUAGUUAUUUAAUGUUGUUGACUGAUGUUUGCAUAAUUUAUGAAGUUCGCAAACUGUUAUUAUUUAUACUUUAUUAUUUAAAGCAAUGGAUAUUUAUAUUCAGUGAUUAUAUUUUGACUGGAUCAAAAAUCUGAUUGUAAUGUGUGCAAUUUAUAUAUUUUUUAUUUACGCAAUAGUUUUUCUAUAUUUGAAAACUUAUAGAAUUCAUGUAAAUAAUUGACUAGUUCACAUUGUAUUUAUAAGGGUUAUUGUUUUGUACAAAACAUGUGUUGAUGACAUAUUAUAUAAUAGAAUAAUAUUAUAAUGAAAUGAUUUUGACUAUAAUUAUGAAGAGAAAUGUAUUGGGUUAUGAGUAGUUUUGUUUUAGGCAUACCUCCAUGCUGUCUACAGAUAUUUAUAUUUAGCCAAUUGUACAGAAGUUUACAGAGUAUAUUUAUUCUUUCUACCUACAUACCUCAAUUCUUGUUCUGUUAAAUAUUUUCAUUCACAUCUGUGUUCAAGAGCUUUAGUUACUAAUAAUCUGUAGCGGACUGUGAUACGGUUUGAUUUGGAUCAUGGAUCAUGAUAUUCAUCAGCACUAAAAAUAAAUAUUGUAUAACAUUUGUUUUGUUUCACUGUUCCAUCCUGCCAUCUGAUGUGGCUUUACAGCCUUUAAUAUCUUACACGGGAUAAUGUCAGUACUUUAAUAUAAGAACAAAUUUUGCUUGG